AUGGAGCGGAUAUACCAGACCUUGGGCCUCGGCCCCGACAACUUCUCCAUAUCAGAGGAGGACUGGGUGGCGCGGAAGAUCCAGUCGUCUUCGGAUCUGCUCCCCAUGUCCAGAUUGUACCAGUUGGAUAGUCUGGAUAGCCCGAAACCCGACGAAUUGAGGGAAGUGGUGGCCGAGUUGUGCGAUAGAGUUGGGGAUGUUACUGUUACGGUGACUGAGUUGACUCGGGCUGACUCGGCCGGUCCAAGCGGAUUAUGUAAUGCUGCUGCUACUUCUACCACAGGCGGUGGUGUUUGUAUUGGGAUUAAGGGUGUACGGCCGCCGGUGCUUAAGCCUCCGCCGCCGAUGAGGGUUCCGGUGGUCGACAAUGGAUGCUCAACUUGGGACCUUUUGAGGGACUUCGCGCCGGAAUGCGAGGGAUACUCGGUCCAGAAGAGGCUUGAGUCUUCUUCUUCUUCUGCUUCUUGUUGUGGCGAUGAAGAAGAAGGAGAGGUUGGGGAGGAGGGUGCUGUGGAGGCUUGGGUCAGAGAGACUGUGCCCCUCUCAGAAGGGUGUUCGUUUACGACGUCGACGUCGAAUGACGACGACUCUUCUGGCACUACCACAGUCGCUCUGAAUGAGAGGUUUUUGCCCAAUGGGAGGCUUAAGCUUAAAAUCACUCACUGGGAAAAGGGUGAGCUUCUGGGUAGUGGGUCUUUCGGGUCUGUGUAUGAAGCAAUUUCUGAUUGCGGAUGCUUCAUUGCUGUGAAGGAAGUUUCCUUGCUGGAUAAAGGAAGUCAGGGGGUGCAAAGAGUUUAUCAACUUGAACAGGAUGAAUCAAACCUUUAUAUCUUUCUGGAGCUUGUAGCGAAAGGCUCCCUCCAGAAACUCUGUCAGAACUUUCGUCUUACAGAUUCUCAUGUCUCUGAAUACACAAGACAGAUGCUGCAGGGUCUGAAGUAUCUUCAUGACCGAAGAGUGAUUCACAGGGACAUCAAAUGCGCAAAUAUUUUGGUGCAUGCAAAUGGUUCUGUGAAGCUCGCAGAUUUUGGAUUGGCAAAGACUAUCCAGAUGAACGACAUCAAAUCUAGCCAGGGGACUGCAUACUGGAUGGCCCCUGAGGUUGUUAAUCGGAAACACCAGGGAUAUGGGCUUCCAGCGGAUAUAUGGAGCCUUGGAUGCACUGUAUUGGAGAUGUUAACCAGACGGAUUCCAUACCCUAAUCUUGAAUGGAUGCAGGCAUUAUUUAAGAUUGGAAAGGGAGAGCCCCCUCCGGUUCCUGAUUCUCUUUCAAAAGAUGCACAAGAUUUCAUCCAUCGAUGCCUACAAGUUAAUCCAGCGAAUCGUCCUACUGCUGCUCAGCUCUUAAAUCAUCCAUUUCUUAAUAGACCCCUUACGACAUCUUCUGGGUCAGGGUCUCCUUACCAUCACCCUGGGCCGAGUUGA
Prunus armeniaca (apricot) is the source of this 1425-nucleotide messenger RNA. The record is from the annotation of a GenBank genome assembly. Lineage: Eukaryota; Viridiplantae; Streptophyta; Magnoliopsida; Rosales; Rosaceae.